Theileria equi strain WA is the source of this 1349-nucleotide messenger RNA. RefSeq lists its product as hypothetical. The record is from RefSeq and is a predicted model, not a curated record. Lineage: Eukaryota; Apicomplexa; Aconoidasida; Piroplasmida; Theileriidae. Bases 1 to 1347 code for a protein of 448 amino acids. Gene Ontology annotation, cellular component: mitochondrion. Gene Ontology annotation, biological process: mitochondrial tRNA 3'-end processing. The transcript is spliced from 5 exons. Gene Ontology annotation, molecular function: 3'-tRNA processing endoribonuclease activity.
AUGGAACUGGGUGUACCAAAGGGCCCAGAAUUUGGAAGGUUGAAAAAAGGACAUUCGGUACAACUUCCAAAUGGACAAAUGGUACACUCAAGUCAAGUUUGUGGAGAGGGUUUAGAGGGUACAAGGGUUUUAAUUACAGACUGCAAGGCUGAAGAAGUUUCACUUUAUCUGGAACGAGCCAAACUGGAUAUUGAGAACAUUUACUAUAUCUUUUAUCUUGCUGAUCCUGGCAAUGUUCCUGAAAAUUUAAAGCAUGUUUUGUGUGAUCAGACCUAUGGCAAUAGAAGCUAUAUUCCUCUAUAUCCGUCGGCAUGUAGAAACUAUGCAUAUAAUGAAACCUUUCCUCAUGCUUUCCCAAAACCCAUAGAAUGCAGAGGAUUUUAUCCUGACAGGAAUUUAAAGGGGCACUCAUAUCCACCACUAACAAAGUUCUAUAUGCAUCCUAUAAAUAGCAGUAUUGAUACCACCGAGGUUCUUAGAGAAACUUUUGAGGAUGAUAUGAUAAAAUAUUCUGAUAUCGAAAACGUAAAAAAGAGCAAGGAUUCAUUACCUUGCACCUGGGAAUCUACAGACGAAUACAGAUUCAUAUUUCUCGGAACAGGGUGUUCUUACCCAUCAGUUUACAGAAAUGUUUCUGCUAUAUUAUUACAUAUGAAGAACAAUUCAUUCCUAUUUGAUGCGGGGGAAGGAACAAUUUUGCAGUUGCUAAGGAGUAGCUCGGAUCACAAGGAUUUUGUUUCAAAGCUCAUUUCUAUAAGGACAAUUUUCAUAUCGCAUUCCCAUGCAGAUCAUCACUUGGGACUUUAUAGCCUAUUGGCUAUGCAGGAACAUUACAGGAGGGAUGCAAUGGAUGACUCUGUGACAACUGUCAUUGCUCCCAAAACUGUUUAUAAAUUCCUAACACAGUACAAAGAACGCAUAAUGGAUAUUAACUACGAUUUCGUCUACACUGGCAAUUCUCAAGUUUCAGUAAAUGGGUUUUUGGUAGACAUGUUCAACGUUAUACACAUUGAAGACUCCUUUGGAGUAAAAGUAUCGCAUCCAGAGAUUGGAAAAGUUGUAUACUCUGGAGACACUAGACCUUGCGAAAACCUCAUUAGAUAUGCGCAAGGUGUUGAUUUUCUCAUACAUGAGGCAACAUUUACGGAGUGUGACUUUGACAAUGCUGUAAAGAGCAAUCAUUCCACGUUUUUGGAGGCUCUGGAAAUUGCGAAAAAGUGCAGCGUGAAGACCCUCAUUUUGACGCACUUUAGUCAACGAUACCAGGAGCUUGGAGAUGCGAGAUAUAACGCAAUACUCGCACAUGAUUUGAUGAGUAUACCGCUCAAAUGCGGACAUAAUUCCUAGAG